Molecule: messenger RNA, 456 nt
Organism: Trametes versicolor FP-101664 SS1
Lineage: Eukaryota; Fungi; Basidiomycota; Agaricomycetes; Polyporales; Polyporaceae
Exons: 1
Source: RefSeq, a predicted model, not a curated record
GCACCGGCCCCGUUCGACAAUCCCGCCGCCGACACCAUUCUCAGGAGUAGUAGCGGCGACGAGCCUGACGAAUUGCCAAUGGACUUCCGCGUACACGGCGUCAUCGUGGCAGAAGCAUCUGAGAUCUUUGCGGACAUGUUCGCGAUCCCACAGCCGCCGCGCGCGAGCAACGGAGACGACAGUGAAGACUACGUGGGCGACAUUCCCGUCGUCCGGCUGACGGAGGACGCUGAGACGCUCUACAGCCUCCUCCGCCUGUGCUACCCCAUCGCGGACCCCGAGCUGCAGGAGCCGUCCGAAAUCCGCCCUGUCCUGGCGGCGGCGAUGAAGUAUGGGAUGGCGGAGGCGACCACGCUCCUGAAGAACGCCCUCCGCGCCCGUACCCAGGAUUGUCCUCUCGGGGUAUGGGGGGCGGCAUGCAGCCUGGGGCUGGAAAGGGAGGCGACGAACGCAGCG